GAGCCCAGCCCAUCUCCAGAGUUUCAAAACCCCAUCACCAUCGCACAAACCACAAAAAGCCAAACGGCCCCCACAAAGUCAACGUUACCAACUCCACCAACCCCGACAUAGAAACACCAUGUUCACCCAGUACCCAUGCCAUUUCUCUCUCUCUCCAUCUCCCUCUCCUCCGAAGACAGAGAAGACAACCCCAAUGAUGACCCUGAGAAUUGUAUCACCAUCGGAACGUAUCCCUCCAAGCAUCAGCAUCAGCAUCGCAUCACCAAAGGUCAGGUCAGGUCAGAAGACAGACACGCGCAACUCGGCGCAAAAUGGACACCAUCCACUCCCCAUCCACAAACACCACCAAACUCCCAGAGAGCGAAAGCUAAAGCGAAAGCGAAAGCGAAAGCUACACAAAGCAACAACAUAAAUACCACCACCACUGCCUCUUGCUCACAAACCAAACAACAACCAACACAAACCCCAAACCCCAUAGCUAUAUCUUUCCAAACCCUCACCCCAAAAACACAAGGCAGAAUGCGGUUCAUCAUCCCCCUCACCCUCCUGCUCACCUCGCUGGCGCUCGCGGCGCCGACCGCCGACGCCGAAGCGGAUACGGCUGAUGCUGCUGCGGCGGUGGUCGACGAUGCGCCCGCGGACGAGGCCAACACCCAGUGGUGUCGGCGCGGGUAUGACCAGUGCAUGAACAAUUGUCAUCGGAAUCAUGGGGGGCAGCGGUGUUAUCAUGCUUGUUGGGUGCAUUACUGCCAGUGAUUGCAUUGCGGUGCCGCUUGCUGGGAGGGAGGGAGAAGAUUGGGAGUAGGGGUUGAGGCUGAGGUUGAGAUGAGGUUGAGGUUCGGAGGAGAACGUCUCACUGGAGAAACGCAGGGGAGGUUGUGGCUGGUGUGGAAGGCAGGGGGGACAGAGUGUCUAUCAUUGUUGACGUCGACUGAAGGAUCAUGGAAUAUCCAACUACUGUCAUUCAUUAUAUAUAGCCUAACCCACCAAUGAAGAAAUUGCGCAAUCACUUCUCGAAUU
This is a messenger RNA of Aspergillus fijiensis CBS 313.89, 1020 nucleotides long. RefSeq lists its product as uncharacterized. The coding region runs from base 136 to 756 and encodes 206 amino acids. Lineage: Eukaryota; Fungi; Ascomycota; Eurotiomycetes; Eurotiales; Aspergillaceae. The transcript is spliced from 2 exons. The record is from RefSeq and is a predicted model, not a curated record.